Messenger RNA from Rhipicephalus microplus (southern cattle tick), 638 nucleotides. RefSeq lists its product as uncharacterized. NCBI's taxonomy places the organism in Eukaryota, Metazoa, Arthropoda, Arachnida, Ixodida, Ixodidae. The record is from RefSeq and is a predicted model, not a curated record.
CGGCGUCGUAAAGAUGCAGCCUUCAAACCCGUUCCUGUUUAUCCCGCAGAUUGGAACCCUGCUGCUUCUUCUAGGCCUUUCUGCAGCAUGUGCGGAGCGACAACCAAUGCUUCGACCUACUUUCAACGGCGAUAUGGAUCUGCUGAUAAACCCAGCCUCAACUGACGAACGCUACCGGUCCUUCAACGAUGGCGCUGGUGUUACAUCGUCAGAGCCUCUGGGAUCACCGAUGACGUCACCAUGUAACGAUCCUUUAAAAGACAGCGCUUACGGCACAAUCGGCAGUGGGCACGGCGGCGUCGUAAAGAUGCAGCCUUCAAACCCGUUCCUGUUUAUCCCGCAGAUUGGAACCCUGCUGCUUCUUCUAGGCCUUUCUGCAGCAUGUGCGGAGCGACAACCAAUGCUUCGACCUACUUUCAACGGCGAUAUGGAUCUGCUGAUAAACCCAGCCUCAACUGACGAACGCUACCGGUCCUUCAACGAUGGCGCUGGUGUUACAUCGUCAGAGCCUCUGGGAUCACCGAUGACGUCACCAUGUAACGAUCCUUUAAAAGACAGCGCUUACGGCACAAUCGGCAGUGGGCACGGCGGCGUCGUAAAGAUGCAGCCUUCAAACCCGUUCCUGUUUAUCCCGCAGG